UAUUAAGAAAGGCUUAAAAAGCCCUGAAUUAAAUACUUUUUCGGGGGACAUUGUGUAUUGUACAAUGAUAUGUUUUGUUUGGUAAUGGCAACAGUUAAUGAAAAUUGCCAUCAAAAUAAUCAUACGUAAUUCAAAGUUGCAGUGUAAAAGAUCUUGAGCGCUUUAAAGUUUUUCCUCAUUCAAAUUAUUGAAGCCAGCAUGCCACUGCGUUGGUUUGGUCGAAGUUUUUCACCAGGCAAGGGUCCUCCUCAACGCAGCAGCUCCCUCAGUGCUCUUAAUAGAAGCCCUGCCCAGUUGCCUGCUACACUUGCUCAGGAUUAUAACAGAAUAGACAUGCGACUGUCCAAGGACCAGUUGGCAACUUUCGAGGACGGGACUUGGAGGUUGUCAGGACGAGGAGAUGUCGCGGACCGGAUCGUGCACCGCGCCGACCAGAAGCUACUCGACACCAUAGAAAAACUCCAGGCAGAAAACAGAGAAUUGAAACUGAAAACCGAGCUGCUUCUCGACAUGCUAACAGAGAAAUCUGCUGAGCAUCAGAUAGCGGAACAAGCUUUGAAGAAACUGCAGGCCAAGACCAGAAGUUAAGGAAGCGACGAUGGGGAGCUCGACC
This is a messenger RNA of Hyalella azteca, 613 nucleotides long. RefSeq names its product protein chibby homolog 1-like (gene Cby). The coding region runs from base 199 to 588 and encodes 129 amino acids. NCBI's taxonomy places the organism in Eukaryota, Metazoa, Arthropoda, Malacostraca, Amphipoda, Hyalellidae. The transcript is spliced from 4 exons. The record is from RefSeq and is a predicted model, not a curated record.